AUGGGAGCAACCGGUUUGCAUGCCGCGACCGCGACCGCGAAGAUGGACCCUGCGCACCUGCACCGCAUGUUGGAGCUUGGCGGCGUACCCGCCGCGACGCUGGCCGAACGGUACGGCACCCCGCUGUACGUCUACGAGGAGGAGCGCAUCCGCUCCGCGUUCCAAACGCUGACGCGAGCGUUCGCCGUGGACGACCUGCGCAUCCACUACCCGUGA
Molecule: messenger RNA, 216 nt
Organism: Geodia barretti
Lineage: Eukaryota; Metazoa; Porifera; Demospongiae; Tetractinellida; Geodiidae
Source: the annotation of a GenBank genome assembly